Balaenoptera musculus (blue whale) is the source of this 1821-nucleotide messenger RNA. It is a transcript of the gene UBE2R2, whose product is annotated as ubiquitin conjugating enzyme E2 R2. The record is from RefSeq and is a predicted model, not a curated record. Bases 583 to 1299 code for a protein of 238 amino acids. Gene Ontology annotation, biological process: protein polyubiquitination; ubiquitin-dependent protein catabolic process. NCBI's taxonomy places the organism in Eukaryota, Metazoa, Chordata, Mammalia, Artiodactyla, Balaenopteridae. The transcript has 5 exons. Gene Ontology annotation, molecular function: ubiquitin conjugating enzyme activity.
GUCGCUCCCGCGGCGCGAGGCGCUCUUGCUCUUCUCCUCCUCCUCCGCCGUCGCCCCUCCCCCCGCGCAGCCGCCGCCGCCGCCAGGAGACCCCCGCGUGCCGCGCUCUCCCCCCCCACCCCCGCCCUUCGGCCCCGCGCGCCCUUCGGCCCCGGCGGCCCCCGAGGAAACGAGAGGGCGAGCGAGCGCGGCGCUCCCGGGCCGGCUCGGCCCCGUCCGCUCACCAUCGCCGGCCCUCCGCCGCCUUCCUCCGCUUCCACCUCCUCUCCCCCCCCCCCGCCAAGUUGAGGCCCCCUCCGGGGGGGGAGGCCCGGGACCCGGAGCGAAUUUCUCUAACUCUCUCCACCUUACCCCCACCCGGCCCGAGUGUGAGGAGAAGGGCCCGGCCCGGCCCGCGUCGUGUGUGAGGAGGAACCGGGCCGGCCCACGGGCCGUCUGGGGCCUGGUCCGGGCCACCGGGUGUGUGAAGACAGGGGCCCGGUGCGGGCCGGCCGAGGGCGAGCGGAGCGGAGGGGAGGGGCCUGGUCCGGCCCGGCCGGUGCGUGAGGACUGGGGCCCCGGCCCGGCGCCGCCGUCGCCGCGAUGGCCCAGCAGCAGAUGACCAGUUCGCAGAAGGCCCUGAUGCUCGAGCUGAAAUCCCUUCAGGAGGAGCCGGUGGAGGGCUUCCGGAUCACCCUGGUGGAUGAAUCCGACCUCUACAACUGGGAGGUUGCCAUCUUCGGACCCCCUAACACCCUCUACGAAGGCGGCUACUUCAAGGCGCAUAUUAAAUUUCCUAUUGACUACCCAUAUUCACCACCUACCUUCAGAUUCUUGACCAAAAUGUGGCACCCCAACAUUUAUGAGAAUGGAGAUGUAUGCAUUUCAAUUCUUCAUCCACCUGUAGAUGACCCACAGAGUGGAGAACUGCCCUCUGAAAGGUGGAAUCCUACUCAAAAUGUCAGGACUAUCCUGUUAAGUGUAAUCUCAUUGCUUAAUGAGCCCAACACCUUCUCCCCAGCCAAUGUGGAUGCCUCGGUUAUGUUCAGGAAAUGGAGGGACAGUAAAGGAAAAGACAAAGAAUAUGCUGAAAUCAUUAGGAAACAGGUGUCAGCCACUAAAGCCGAAGCAGAAAAGGAUGGAGUGAAGGUCCCCACGACCCUGGCGGAAUACUGCAUCAAAACUAAAGUGCCUUCCAAUGACAACAGCUCAGAUUUGCUUUAUGACGACUUGUACGACGACGACAUUGAUGAUGAAGAUGAGGAGGAGGAAGAUGCCGACUGUUAUGACGAUGAUGAUUCUGGGAAUGAGGAGUCGUGACGUGCUCCUUCAAGGCCCCUGUACUGCCCUGCCGUCUCAGGCCAAAGGGAGGGGAGCAAGUGGGGACCUAGCAGUGGCCCCUCAGCAAAAACCUAUCAUGGGGGUGGGGAAAACAAACACGGCUCCUGGUGACUCCCCUUAUGGAUCUCAGUUUGCUCCUUUUUAUGGACCUCUUAAUGGAGAGAAACUAAUCCUCCACAGAAUGUCUGAAUUCUUGCAUUCUUUACCCUUCCAUCACUGUAUUGAUUUUUUUUUUUUUCUUUCUUUAAACCCAAACUCCCACCUCACUUUGUCUCUGCAAAGUGUUCACAGCAAAACACGUUUGGUCUGUUUUUAGAUUCUUGAAGAAUUAAAUAGUCUUUCAUCAAGACGUUUAAUGUGUUUAAAGCUGGGAACCCAUCGGGAGUUCACAAGUGCUGCAUAUGCUGGGUAGCAAAAGAAAAAAAAAAAACCGUAAAAGCCCCACAAAACAAACUUUUUCUUAACAAAGCAAAUUUGCCAAGUUUUAGCUGCUCAUUUACA